UGACCAUAGAUCACAAAGUUUGAAAUUAAUCUAACCCUACUUUUCUGACGUUCAUACAUAACGAUAAAUAAACAUUAGAAAUUGUUAAGAAUGUUUAGAACAGUAUUAUCUUAUUUUUGGAAAGAUAAUUCUUCAGAAUUUUCUGUGGAUAACGCAUAUAAACUUUUGGAGAAAUCAUGUGAAAACGACGUAAAAAAGGAAGAUGAUAUAUGCGAAGAAACAGAGCAAGAAUAUUCAACGUAUCACAAAACUGGUGUAGUGACUUCUGCCAAAAAGAAUACAUUUAUUAUCGAUAAUACCUACCGAUUUGAGUGUGAUGUGAUAAAUCUAAAAGUUGGAAUGAAAGUAUCUUUUGUAGCAUAUUUUGCAGAAGGCAAGACACAUGUGUCCCAUGUAAAAGUUUUGGAUGACGAUUGGAACUUGGAAGUAGAUGAGGAAAAUCGAUCUUGGUGUACUAGGUCACUAAUUACGAAAGUAGUAAAACGAGAAAAUAGAAAGAUCCACAUAUCACCUGGCGAUUUUAUAAUAAAUUUAAAUAAAGUACAUUCUGAGUUUGUUCCUAUUGUUGGUGACUGGAUAGAUCUGCAAGUGAAAGUGGAAGUGGAAUGGCAAGUGGCUGAUUUGUUUGGGAAAAUAUUGGAAGUGGAAGCAAUAAGACCAUUGCGACCAAGAGUUCUUCAAGGAGUUAUUAAAAAGUGGGAUCAAAAUAAAGGAAUGGGUGUAAUUGACAAUAAGAUCUUUUUUAAUAGUGAGAGUUUAGUUGGCGGUUAUACACCUUUAGUUAACGAUAAAGUGAUCACAGAAGCAAUAGAAAGUGAACAGGGUAUGUAUAUUUGGAGGUCAUUGAAGAUAAUUCCUCAAACUAAUAAGCAACAUGUAAAUGAUUUUUUUUAUAAAUUAUGUGAUUCUGAAUAUGAAACUGACGUGGAGGGUGUUAAUAUUUCUGAUGAUAUUUAUUUGAAUGUUUCUGAGAAUAACAAAACAUAUAACUUUGUUUUUGAAAUUACAAAUAACACAAAAGAUUUACUGAUAUUGUUAAAUGCAUAUUUUUCCAAUAAAAGUAGUCCAUUUAAGAUAAGUACAACAUUUAAUGAAAAAGGUUUAGAAAUUAGCGCUGGUCAGAGUUUAAAAAUAGAAUGUGAAUGUUUUGUUGUAUGUACAGCAUCAAAUUUGAUAUUAUUUGACUUUGAAAAGUUUAAAAUUGGCCGCCAAGUUACAAUAAAUUAUGAAACUAACAAACAACCAUAUGACAAAGCUAAGCAUGUUCAUGGCAACAAUUUGCUAUUACAAGCUAGAAUGUUUACUAACAGGAAAUCUAAGGAUUUAAUUCCUGGACAAAAAGUUGUCCAAACUCCUAGAUUUAUUUCUGCAAGAUUACCAGAGUAUCCUGUACCUGAGAAACUAUUCAACAUAAUUUUAAAGCAUAAUUCAUUCAAUGACAACCCACAACUUAGUCAAGAAUUAACUUCAACUAAACCUUGUCUUACUGCUUCCCUGACUUUAAGUAUAUAUGAAGAUAAAUUUCACACUUUGUUACAUUUGGAGGAGAUAUAUAAUUUGAUUGCAAUUAGAACUUACGACCAAGAUGCAGCAUGUUUUAUUAGAAAUGGGGAAUACUUGAUGCUAGAAAUUGAAAAUUUGUCUGAACGAAGGCCUUCAAUUAUUGUUGGAGACAGGAUUAUAGCAAAGGAUUCUUAUAAAAAUGAUGCUGUUUCAUAUGAAGGGUAUGUGCACAAAGUUGGAGCCAAACAUAUAUACAUAAAAUUUGCCCCAAUGUUUCAUGACUCCUAUGGAGGAGAAGAUUAUUCUGUUAAAGUUGUGAGUUCACGGACAACUUUUAGACGUCUGCAUCAAGCAGUUGGUUUGGUCGUGAGAAAUUUGGGAUCUACAAUCUUAUUACCUACAAAAGUAGUUGAGAAGGCGCCGCAGCUGAAUUUUACCUAUGAUGAAUACUAUAAUAUACUUCAUACAACUCAUAAGAAAUUAAAAAAUAGAAGUUUAUCUGAUGCCACAAACUGUGGUUCUUUAGAAAGAAAAAAAGACAAUAAGGAGGACGAAAACACUAUUCCGAAUCAAGGGUCUAAACUCCUCCUUAAUAUUAAUACUGAAGACAAUUUUCAUAAUGAAAAUAAAAAAUGGAGAAAUAAUAACUACAGUACAACAAAAACUCCAAUUUCUACCAACAAUCGGCGUUUUAAACUUGAAUGGUAUGAUAAAAGUUUAAAUUAUUAUCAGAAGGAAGCUGUUCGAAAUGUUUUGGUGGGAACAGCGCGACCACUCCCUUACGUUAUUUUUGGGCCUCCGGGCACCGGCAAAACCGUAACUUUGAUUGAGAUUAUUCUACAAAUUUUGCGUAUGAUACCUCACUCCAGAUUAUUGGUGGCAGCUCCAUCCAAUAGUGCUGCAGACUUGCUGGCAACAAGACUGGUUGAUUCUGGAGUUUUGAAACCGGGUGAUUUAGUAAGACUUGUGGCUUUUAAGUAUGUUUUGGAGAAUUCUGUGCCUCCUAAACUAGUCCCUUAUAGCGCAACAAUUGAUUAUUCCAAAGAAGGAUCAAGGGAAUGCUCAAUAAAUAUGAGGGAUGAUGGGAUUGUUCUAGGUUGUAAUUCUGCUGUGAUUGGAAGGCAUCGAGUUACAGUAGGAACAUGUUCUACGCUGGGUAGCCUUUUUUCUUCUGGAUUUUCUAAAGGCCACUUUACUCACAUUAUAGUUGACGAAGCAGGACAAGCUUCAGAACCUGAUAUAAUGAUUCCUUUAGCUUUUCUGGAUAUACAUAGUGGACAAGCGAUUCUUGCUGGGGAUCACAUGCAAUUAGGACCAGUAAUAUUAUCAAAUAUCGCCCAAUCACACGGAUUGGGUGAAUCAUAUUUGGAAAGACUAAUAAAUCGUUUUCCCUAUUCGAGAGAUAUAACGGGAUUCCCCGAUUCAAACGGAUACGACCCUCGAUUGGUCACGAAACUAAUUUACAAUUAUCGAUCUUUGCCUGACUUAUUAAAACUUUCGAAUCGUCUGUUUUAUAAUGAUGAACUGAAAUCUACGAUAUUGAGUAAAGAUAGUGAAGAAGCUCAGUUGCUGAAUAAAAUAAAAGAAAUUUUACCAGAAAGACAAUCGGAUGUUCCUCCGUGUUUUAUAUUUCAUGGGGUUCUUGGUGAAAAUUAUCAAACUGCAGAUUCACCGUCUUGGUUUAAUCCGAAUGAAGCUAGUCAAAUAUUCUAUUACAUCAACGAAUUAUACAGAUUGGGAAUUUCUGCAGACAAUAUAGGAAUUAUUACUCCUUACAUUAAACAGGUCAGGCAGAUUCGUUCACUUUUAGAUGAUGCAGAAUUUGAGCGGCCUAAAAUAGGAAGUGUGGAGGAAUUUCAAGGACGAGAAUUCCCCAUUAUAAUUUUGUCUUUGGUGCGUUCCAAUGAAAAUCUCGUUUCUAACGAUUUAAAGUACGGUAUUGGUUUCCUUUCUAAUCCAAAAAGAAUGAAUGUGGCAUUAACAAGAGCUCAAGCAUUGAUUAUUGUAAUUGGGAACCCCUACACUGUUGCUACUGAUUAUUAUUGGAGAGAAGUGAUCAAAUUUUGUAUUCAAAAUGAUUCUUAUACCGGGUGUAAAGUUUAUCCUGAACUUUUCGAAUAAAUAAAGACAUCAUUUUUUUUUUAAAUAUUUAAUAUUGUGAUUUGUGAUACGUAGAUUGUAAAAUAAAACAAGUGUCAUUAUUGUUAUAAAAUUAAGUGUAUGUUACCUUUGAGUUUAACAAUUGUAUUUUUAUA
Agrilus planipennis (emerald ash borer) is the source of this 3758-nucleotide messenger RNA. RefSeq names its product RNA helicase Mov10l1. The transcript has 5 exons. The record is from RefSeq and is a predicted model, not a curated record. Gene Ontology annotation, molecular function: helicase activity. NCBI's taxonomy places the organism in Eukaryota, Metazoa, Arthropoda, Insecta, Coleoptera, Buprestidae. Bases 91 to 3624 code for a protein of 1177 amino acids.